Molecule: messenger RNA, 2526 nt
Organism: Ruditapes philippinarum (Manila clam)
Lineage: Eukaryota; Metazoa; Mollusca; Bivalvia; Venerida; Veneridae
Product: Y-box factor homolog
Exons: 7
Coding region: 103-864 (253 amino acids)
Biological process (GO): regulation of gene expression
Cellular component (GO): nucleus
Molecular function (GO): nucleic acid binding
Source: RefSeq, a predicted model, not a curated record
CGGCAUGGUUAGACAUGCUGCAGUGCGAGAACAAAGGGAAAGAAGAACUAACGUCCAGUGACACGAGGGAAAGAAUUCCGCCUUUUUGUACCAUCAAGGGCCAUGUCCGACUCCGAAAACCAACCGGAGAAGCAGGUGGCGGUUGAGAAGAAAAUAAUAGCCACCAAAGUCAGCGGAAGUGUAAAAUGGUUUAACGUAAAAAGUGGAUAUGGCUUUAUCAAUAGAGAUGACACCAAGGAAGAUGUUUUUGUACACCAAACAGCCAUCAUUAAAAACAACCCAAGGAAGUACCUGAGGAGUGUGGGUGAUGGUGAAACAGUAGAAUUCGAUGUAGUAGAAGGAGAGAAAGGUAAUGAAGCUGCAAAUGUCACUGGACCUAAUGGCACCCCGGUCCAGGGCAGCAAAUAUGCUGCUGACCGCCGCCGUUACCGUCGUCAGUGGUACCCCCAGAGACGAAACCAAGAUGGUGAGGGUGAAGGUGGUGAAGUAAGGGAUGGUGGCGGUAACCGUCGUCCAAGGAGACCAUACUAUCGUAACUACUACCCCCGUGGUGGAUUCAGAGGUGGCUACAGAGGACCACCCGGCCAGAUGAUGCAGGGAGGGCCAAUGGGACCACCUAACGCCAGGAGACCGUUCUAUCGCCGUUUCUACCGUGGAGGACCUAUGAGCGGUGGGUUCGGGUAUGCACCAAGGGGUUACUAUGGUCCACCAGGCGGUGGCAUGUACAGGGGAAGAGGUCGUGGAAGGGGAGGGCGAGGACGUGGCCGUGGAAGGGGAGGAUAUAGACGCAGGGACGAAAAUGGAGACAACAGGAACGAGAACUCCGAUGUCCAUGACUCUGGUGCCGAGGACAAGGGUGAAUAAGCCAGAUACCAACAACAUGUACAAUGCCUGGUACCAUCUGGAUAUUUUAACAGCUGGGCACCAACCUUAAAAAAAAAGACUUAAAUUGUACAUGGAAUUCUAUAUAUAUAUAUAUAUAUAUUUGUGUCAAACAUCAAAAAUACGAGCCAAUCUUUUGAUGGAAUCAAUUUAAAUUUUGAGGUAAACAAUAAUGUCAUAAUGAAAUGAGAUUUUAGAUAGAGAGAAGCUUGUAUUUUGAAUAUUAUGUGGAUUUUUGAACUAAAUGUUUAUUCAUAUUAGCGGUGGUACGUAAAUAUUAGAAAUUGCACACAUGUCAAUUAUUUUGUAAACAUCGGAUAAUAAUUAUUGAAGAUAUUAGCCCCAAAAUGUUUCCUUGGAGACUAUGUAUUGGUUAAAAACCUCAGCACAUGGAAACAUUUUGGUGUACUAUGCAGUAGAUAUUUGUAAGUUUUCUUGGAUGAAAGCAUAAUAAAUUUAACUUACAACGUUAACAAAGAGAAACAGAACAUGAAUGUCUAUUGCAUAGAAUAAAAAAAUUAAAUGUUGUUUGGUUACCUGUCAUUGCAAAGGGGCGGGUACCUGCAACAGGAUAGGUUGUAUUGAGAAAAUGUUGAAGUUCAUAGUUUGCUUUGUACAACAGUAUAGUGCUAUGUAAAUGUAUCGUAAAAAUUCUUAACCAUACUCUCUUUUUUUUUCUCAAUACAACUUGAACAAUUUGAAAAAUGAGUACACUUUUUGUCACGUUUCAAAAGACCGAAUCGUUCUUGUACGGGUCACCAAUGUUACAAGACAUAGACAAAAUUAUAGCCACAAUAAUAUGAAAAAAACUAUCUUCGUGUACCAUUUUUCAAAUUAACCGGAUUUCUCUUGCGGAAACCAGACAUUUGGAAUAUAAUUCCGGUGUUGAAAUGGUAUCAGUAUUUUCCGUAAGAGGAAUUUGGGCAACUUUGUGUCAACUUUGUUUACAAAACACCUUGGGAAACUGCUCCACCUGUGAAAACAUGGAACAAAAGAUAAAUGCCCCAAACUUUUGGAAAAGAAUGUCAGAAUUUCCAAAACUUUUCAAACUUACAUAGGGUGCAAAAUUAAUGAGCAGGAUUUUCCCAAUAAAGGCGGGCCGCUUUACAAAAUGUAUUUUUUUUUAACCUUUUUGUGUGAGGAAGAAGAACUUAGCACCACAUCUAUUUCAAAUUGAAUUAUAAUGAUUAUAUAUGUAUCAAAUAAAACCAUUUUGCGGCUAUAAAUAAAUGGCUAUUAUUUCAGCCAAUGAGAUUAUCAAAAAUAAAUUUUUGAAUACCAAAAAAAAAAAUGGAAAAAAGUAGAUUUGGUGUUAAAACAUGCUUGUAUCCAUCUUUCUAGUAGUCAAUGAACAAAAGCAUCAAACCUGUUCUGGUCUGUACAGUUCCAUUGUGUACUUGCAUUGCUUAACUUGAUUCAAAAUUGUAAAAAUGUACAGUCUUGUUUGUACAAUUUUUGUUUGAAUUGUAAAAAAAAUGUUUAGCAUUGUAAGUACAUAAUUUUUCUUGUACAGGCAAUUGCAUAUUUUCAAAUGUUAUGGGUGAAUGUUAUGAACAAAUAGCCCAAAGUACAAAGAAAUUUUAAGAUGCAAGAAACUGUAUAACAACGGGACAGUGUUUGGACAAUAAAAAAAGCAUGAAUGCA